AUGGAGAUGCCCGAUGGCACCGUGGAUGUAGUCCAUCCUGAAGUCCGGGCUCAUAUCAACAGUCUUGUUUCUGCGCUCGGAGGUAUCAGCGCCGAGGACGACGAUGGCCGAUACCAGCUGGGAGACGACGCACUGGAAGUCUUGCGAGAUUUGAAACGAUGGAUACGAUUUUACGACGAGAAGACGAACCGGAUGGAUGUCGCACGAUGCAUCUACGAGGCCAACCUGAUCGAGGGCGACCUCCUCCCGAUUCUUGCAACCUGGCCCGAGAACGAGAUGGACAGCAAAUACAAAUCGAGAAUAGCUCUAGCAUGCUUCGAGCUCAUAGUUCCUCUGACUUGGCCGAUGGAGCGUGACAAGGAGCGGAUGACUGUGAACCAUCAUCGUCACAUCCCCGUACUUGAGCUCGCCCAAGUCGCUUAUAAACGGGCCAUCAUCAACUUUGACGGCGCUAGGAUCCUCCAUGCUGCUGUGAGAGUGGCACUGCCGUCAAUGGCCAUCCCCAUUGGAGAAAGGACGCAGCGGGAUCAGGGCAUAAUCAAACUCGUGCUCUUCCUCCUCCGCAAUGUUGCCGCCAUCGCCCUGCCUCUUGGAGCCAAGGACGACGGCGAGGAAUCGCAGAUAUCGAGAUCCGUGACCAUCGACGCCUUUUCAUACCAGGACAUUUUCCACGUCCUCCUCACCCUGGCUUCCAAUAUGGGCGACGAGUUCCGCACCGAGGAUACGACUGUGAUGGAAAUCAUCUACCACUUGGUCAAACGUGUCAACACCAGCACCUUAUUCGUGGAUGAGAAGCAACUGUACAAAGCCAAGGACAACGAGCUGGCGGAAUUGAUGAAAAAAGAGGAGGCAAUGCUCAAAUCCUACACUCGACCGACGCGCCACAAUCGCUUCGGAACCAUGAUAUGGGUGAAGCGGGAGGAUGGUAAGAUGACCACGGUCACCGGCCAGGAAGCCUUGGUCGACGCCGCAGCUCGGACACGGAAGAUGGACAGCACGAAGACGUUCAAGCCGCCACGCCGCGGGAAGAAGGAGGACAAGCUGGACGUGGAGUUUGGGCGGCCCCCGAAACUCAAUGCCAGGGCCAACGGCCAGCUCCGCGCCUUCACCGAAGAGUUUCUGGACUCGGGCUUCAACCCGUUGUUUUCGCAUAUCCGGAGGACACUGGACCGCGAGGCAACGUAUGUUCUCCAGCAUCACCGCCGCCAGUUUUUCUACUUGGUCGGCUGGUUUCUUGAAGCAGAGCGCAUGAGGAGGAAGACGAAGAAGGAAAACGCCCCCAAGGGCACAGAGGAAGAAGUGUCCAGUUUCAACCUGGUGGCCGGGGUUCUCAACCAGGAAAUGUUCAUCACCCUGAACAAGGGUCUCCACGAAUCUUACGAAUACAAAGACUGGCAUGAGCUUACCGCCGUCAUGCGGUGCUUCACGCAGAUCCUCCUCACCGUGCAGGAAAUGUACACGAGUGGGCACGAGGGCGACGAGGAGAUUGCCGAAAACAUCCUCAGCCGCUUGUUCUACGAGGAGACGACGCACGACGCAAUUGCCAGCAUCAUCAGGACGUACAAGGACCAAGGAUUUGACUAUCUCGAUGCAGCCACCGAGCUUGUUCACCAGUUCCUACGCAUCUUGGAGAUGUACUCGAAGCAAAAUGUCGAUAUGCAAGUCCGUUCGCGGAAGAGAACGCGCCGGAAGAAGCAGGAUACCAACGGAGAGUCCGGCGGGGGGGAUGACGAUGCGGGCGACGACGAGUCCGGAGACGACCAGAAGGCGGCCGAGCGAACUAUCAAGGAGAGGAAAUUCGAUUUUCACCGAUUCUGUGGUCGCUUCAGCUCACAAGGUGUUGUCGAUACAUUUGUGAAGUUUACGAAAUACUACCGAGACUUGACAGAUGCUCAGCUUAAGCGAGCGCACCGAUUCUUUUACCGCGUGGCCUUCAAGCAAGAAAUGAGUGUCAUGUUGUUCCGCGUGGACAUUGUUCACCUGCUUUACAACAUGAUCAAGGGCCCGGAGCCCCUGGAUAAAUCCUCAAGCACAUACAAAGAGUGGACGGAGCUUGUAAAGCAGAUUCUCCGAAAGUGUUUCAAGAAAAUCGAGGAGCGACCUGAGCUCAUUGUCGAGCUGCUCUUCAGCAAAAUCCAGAGCACCGCAUACUACCUCGAGUUCGGCUACGAAAAACAAACCAGCUCAACGAAAAGCCAGGCGAAGCCAGGCGCGGAGCUUGAGUUUAAACAUACAGAGGAAAAGGAUCGCCAGAUCGCCAUUGUCGUCGGUGCUCUACUCGACAAGAACCAGGCAGAUCACAUUGCUUGGUUGAAGGGUGUACUCAGCAGUGCUGAGAGUGAGCGUAGAGCUUGGGCCGCUGCCGAAGACGCUCGAACCGCAGAAGAUGAUCUGUUCGACGAUCAGAAUGCGACUCAGGGGGCCUUGUCGAAAGCGCCACCAGUAAUCCGUGUUGAACCAGAUGAUGAUGCCCGGAAAACUGCCGUAUUCAAAAACUCACAUCUUCGCCUGUUGAUGACCGUUGCUGGUUUCGAGCGCGAAGAACCGGCAUCCGAGGAGACGCCCGAUUCAUCUUGGGUCAUCCCUCCUCAAGUGUCUGCCGAAACCCUCAAGGACACCCUCCACUACAUCAACCAGGCGGAAUUCAGCCCCCCGGUCUUUGACGAAGGGGUUCUGGCUGAGAACAUGCUCAAGCGCAAGACCGUGCCGCGGAAGAAGGCAGCAUACGAUGACGACGACGAGAACGACGACGAUGAUGGUAUCGAUGACGACCUCUUGUUCCCCAUGGGCGGCCCGACCGCAAGAAAGGCGAUCGACGACCCGAAGAAGCCAAAGAAGAAGCGCCUCCGUAGGAAGCAGAAGGACUCGGAAGAUGAGGAGAUCGACGACGAGGAGGUGAACGAGAAGGCGCGGAAGAGGCGGGAGCGCGAGAAGGAGAAGGCGCGGAAGAUCAAGUCGGCCCUCUAUGUUAAAGAGGGCGAUGACGACUUCGAUUCAGACGAGGACGACGAGUUCUUUGCCCGUGAGCGGGCCAUUGCCGCUCGCGCGGAACAGGCUGCUGCUGGUCUCUCCUUCUCCGAUAAGCCGAAAUCAACCUCGGAAGGCAAAAAGAAGCGGAAAUCUGAGAUGCUUCUGGGUGAUGAUGACGAAGAGGGAGACGAUGGACUGGAGCUUGCAAGAAGAGCGCUGGAUAGUGAUAGUAGCGCCGAAGAAAGCGAGAGUGAUGAGAACCCCGUCGGCAGGACUAACGGUGAUACAGAGGGGAGGAAGAGACGGCGAAUGAGUGAGGACGAAGACGGCGACUCCAAUACUGAGGACAGCAUUCCGGAUAACGAUGUUGAUGUGGAUAUGGAAGACUCGACUGAAAAAGCAACAACCCAAGACGUGGAUGAGGACGGGGAAGAAGAGGUGGAACGACCCGUGGUAGCAAGGCGGCCAAGGGUCAAGGGUGGGUUUGUCAUAGAUAGCGAUGAUGAGGAUUAG
Clonostachys rhizophaga is the source of this 3483-nucleotide messenger RNA. The record is from the annotation of a GenBank genome assembly. NCBI's taxonomy places the organism in Eukaryota, Fungi, Ascomycota, Sordariomycetes, Hypocreales, Bionectriaceae.